AUGUUUCCCCCAAAUUCAAUUACAUCGUCAGAACAACUCCAUUCUACUAGCAAUAAUCAGAGAUGGACAUUUUCAUUAAUAUGGGCUGUGAUUAUUGUAACAUUUUCUACAAGUUUUGUUAUGGGUGUUAAUACUGGUGGUCCUAAUCUGUACAAUGGUUUUAUUAUUCCAUGGUUACGAGGUUAUCCAUUUCCUUGCCAAAAAGAUGAUAGUACAUCACAAUGGAUUGCACGUGUUUGGUCAGGAUGUGAUUAUAUUAAUGUUCUAGCAAGAAAUUAUACAGGUUACUAUUAUUUACCUGCUAUACCAGCAAAUAGCUAUGUUGCUCAAAAUUUUAUUGAUUCACUUCAUGGCAUUCUUUUCGUGGUUGGUGCAACAAUUGGAAGUUUUACUGGACAAUAUUGGUAUAAGUAUUUUACGAGACGAAAUGCAAUUAUUAUCUGUAUGCUCUUUCAAGUUGUAGCAUCGAUUCUCAUGAUCUUUACACUUGAGAUUUAUCAUGGUUAUGACCUAGGUGAUCCUAGUCUUCUUGCAAUAAAAAAAGCAUUAGAAAAUAAGAAUUUUGCUAUUAGUUUAUUUUAUAUAUCACGUUUUCUUUCUGGUUGGUCUGCUGGUUUAAGUUGUGUUGUGACACCUAUCUAUUUGACGGAUAUUAGUCCACGAACAAUGCGUGGUGAAAUAGUAACAUAUCAUCAAUUAUUAAUCGUUAUUGGUGUUUUUUUUUGUAAAUGGCAUUGGGGUAUGUCAUGGGUUGGUAUAUUUUCAUUAAUAGGUUGCUUUUUAAUUUGGACAUUAUAUGAAAGUCCACGAUGGUUAAUGCAAGAUCGUCAACGACAUGAAGCUAUAGAAUCAUUGCGUGCGUUGCGUGAAACUAGUGAGAUUGAAGAAGAAAUAAGAGAAAUUGAAAGAGAAGAAUUAACAGUUAAUCUACAAGAUUUAUCAUUAGUUCGUCUUUUUACUUCAUCUCGAUUUCGUUGGCCAUUAUUGACUAGUAUUGUUCUUACAGCUGCUUCUCAAUUUUCAGGUAUUAAUACAGUCUUAUUUUAUUCACAUACAACAUUUUCACAAAUGGGUAUAUUGGAAGAUAAAGUUUAUUGGACUGUUCUAUCAACUGGAAUGUGUCUUGUUAUUGCAACUAUGACAUCUAUCAAAUUAGUUGAAUUAUUUGGUCGACGACCUUUGAUUCUUUAUCCACUAGCAAUAAUUGUUGUCAUCAUGAUUCUACUCUGUGUAUUUUUACAGAUUAAUCCAGAAGGUUUAGUUGUUGAAAUAUUAUUACUUAUUUUAAUAUUUAUUGCUUUAUUUUCUGUUGGACUUGGUACUAUUCCAUAUUUGUAUCCAAAUGAAGUAUUUACUAUUAGUGUUCGACCUGUUGCUCAUUCGUUUGCCAUGUUUUCAAUGUUUUUUACUGAUGCAUGUUAG
Adineta steineri is the source of this 1422-nucleotide messenger RNA. Lineage: Eukaryota; Metazoa; Rotifera; Eurotatoria; Adinetida; Adinetidae. The record is from the annotation of a GenBank genome assembly.